CGAGAGCGAUUACUCGUUGCUGCGCCCGCAAUCCCAACCCAUUUCUUUACAGAAUACAAUACUGGGAAGAAGAGGAGAAGGGAAAACUAAACUAAAAACCGGCCAUCUCUUUGCGUGUGACUGCAAAGAAAAGUCUGCUGCCCCCGUGGGAAAGAGAGAGAGAGAGAGAGGAAGGAAGGAAGGAAGGCAACAGGACUGUUUCCCAGUCCAUCCUUCCAGUCCAAGAGCGGGGAUCCCGCUUGCAACACGCCGUGGUGAUGAUGAGACUCCUCUCCCGGCCGCCGGUUCUCCUGGGGCUGGCCCAGCUGCAGGCGUGCGUUUACUGGAGCUGCCUGCUGUGGCUGCCGGCGGGUGGGCUGCCGCAGAGGAACCCACCACCGCCUCCCCCACCAGCCGUGUGGAGGCAACGGAUUCAGUGGGAGAACAAUGGGCAGGUGUACAGCCUCCUCAGUGUGGGCUCCCAGUACCAGCCGCCGCUGCCCAGGCACAGCCAGGAGCCUGCACAGGGCGGACACGUCUUGCUCCUUAGGGGCAAUGGCACUUCCCCGCGCAGGGCGCCGCAGCAGGCGGCUCCUGCCGUCGACAGAGGCACCGCCGCCGCCGCCACCACCACCAGGAGGCCGGAGGCGCAACAUUGGUUCCAAGCCGGCUAUCAGCAGCCAGCCAGUCAUGGCGGCCAAAGAGGCCCCAGGACUCAAGCCGGCGGCAACUCACAGGUACGAACCCCGCGCCCCGAGAGCGCCCCCUCCAGGUCGGGCAACAGGAACAGCCCGCCUCCACUGAGCAACCUCCGCCGUGAAGAUGGCAUGGUGGGCGACGACCCCUACAACCCUUACAAGUACACGGACGACAACCCUUAUUACAACUACUAUGACACCUAUGAGCGGCCCCGGCAGAAUAGCCCCUACCGGCCCGGUUACGGCACCGGCUACUUCCAGUACGGUCUUCCUGACUUAGUGCCAGAUCCUUAUUACAUCCAGGCAUCCACCUAUGUGCAGAGGACAUCCAUGUACAACCUGAGGUGUGCUGCUGAAGAGAAUUGCUUGGCAAGCUCAGCUUACAGGUCAGAUGUCAGAGACUAUGAUAACAGAGUGCUUCUGAGAUUCCCUCAGAGAGUGAAAAAUCAAGGCACAUCAGAUUUCUUGCCAAGUCGACCACGAUACUCAUGGGAGUGGCACAGCUGUCAUCAACAUUACCACAGUAUGGAUGAAUUUAGCCAUUAUGACUUGCUUGAAGCAAGUUCGCAAAGGAGAGUAGCUGAAGGACACAAAGCAAGUUUCUGUCUUGAAGAUACUUCUUGUGAUUAUGGAUACUAUAGGCGAUAUGCAUGUACAGCGCAUACACAGGGACUCAGUCCUGGCUGUUACGACACAUACAAUGCUGACAUAGACUGCCAAUGGAUUGAUAUUACAGAUGUAAAACCUGGAAAUUACAUUUUGAAGGUUAGUGUAAACCCUAGCUACUUGGUACCAGAAUCAGACUACAACAACAAUAUAGUACGCUGUGAUAUCCGUUAUACAGGCCACCAUGCAUAUGCGUCUGGCUGCACAAUCUCACCAUAUUAAGAUGACAGAAAACUGCUGCAUCAGUGCCAAAGGUUUUGAGAUGAGAUUAUUCUAUAAAUUGAGAUAGGAUGUAAAAACUUUUGAAAACUGCAAAAAAAGGAUGAAAAUAUAUACGAAGAAUUUUAAUGUGACUUUGGAACGUUAAGACCUUUUUUCAUUGUAUUGCAUUCCACUCUUGAGAACAAUGCAAGAUUUAUAUGCAAAAUUUCAAAUUCUACAAGGAUUUAACCCAUUCACAGAAUGCCUUCCUUUUGACUACUGGAAAUCAGUACAUGAUCUGUGAAUGAGCUUUAAAAUGCCAUGUAGAGGGUAUUCAUAUAGGCUGAGAGUCAAUGCGUUAGAUGCACUUUAGGUGCAUCUAAAGGUUUGUGCAUGCCCAGUGGGAUUUAAUACUAUGUUGGAUAGUAGAUUCACCUCUGUCAGAUGACAAGACUGCUUUUGUAUUCUCCUACACUUCAGAAGUUGCUUGCUAUGUGACAAGGUGGGGGCUGCUGUUGAAAGCCUCUUUGGGAUUGUGGGACUAAUUUAACAGUUAAUUGGAUCAUGGCCAUAGAAUACCAACAAAGAGCAUUGGGCAAAAGAGAACAGCAAGGAAACCGAAGCUUCCAUCAUUACAGAAAAAAAUAACUUGAUACAUUUGUCUCAAGGGUAGAAACGUAUUACUUAAUAACUGUUAAUGCUUACUGGAGCAAUGCCUGUGCACCUACGAGGUAUGCACCUCGUAUUAGGUAUACCUUACAUAUGAAACAUGUUUACAUUUUAAAAUGUUUAAAAUAAUUGUUUCAAGCCAAAAGUAUACUAAGAUUUUGACAUAAACCACUUACUCCACAAAAGUAUUAUGAAACACUGAGAUUCCCAUUUCCAGUGCUUGCUGCAAACAGUGCUUUCACACAUUUUCUUAUUUUCUGUGUGGAUGGAAAGAUCUCCGCUGUAGGCAUUUAGGAACGGCUUCCUUUUAUCUGUAACCUCUGCUCAGCUGAAAAAUAGGACUAUGCUUCUAUUUUACAAAGCUGCCAUUUCCCAAUAUUGUUGAUUAUUUCAGGCAAACAAACCUAAGUAAAUAUGUCCCCAGAAGGGACAUAUUUCUGGAUGGUGCAGGAAACUGCAGAAGGAAGGUGAGAUUGUUUUUCCUCACCACAUGCACCACCACAGCCAUAGUCUGGUGCUUUGUUAGUCAAGAUGUCAGUCUUAAUUAGACCCACCUAAAAUAUCACAAAGCAGUGAGCACAUUUUUGAGUUCUCCAGAAGUUUCCUUCAGGUUGGAUGUUAAACAAAACAAUGUGGAGGAAGGGGAGAGAAAAGGCUGGGUGCGAUGGGGAAGCCCCACAGUCUGCCGCUGGAGGGCAGGUAGUGUAAAAUUUAACUGGGUAGUUAUUAAAAACAUUAAAGGGAUUAUAACAGAUUACGGAGUGUCACGAAAGAAGCCUUAAAAAGUAUAGCAUGCAGGUGCUUAAACAGAUACACAUGAACCUAGAGAGUGCUGUACUUUAAAAGAAUUAUAUAAGCAGGCUCCAUAACAAAAGGUACAUAGUACUUAUUGAGGUCAUUCACACAGCCAGGUCAGUGGGCGACGUGGGUUUGGCUUGUUCUACUCACCUUCCCCCCAGAAGACCGAUUACUUCUUUUGGAAGUUUGAACCAUGCUCCCGGAUGAGCUGUGCUGUGUGCCUGCAGCGCGCAGCUCCAGAGGCCAGGACAACACAUCCCGGCCUCCAGAGACCACAAUUCACCGCAUGAGACACACACUGCAUUGGGGGGAUUCUCCCAGGAGAUGGGUGCUCUAGGCGCCCGUCUCUGUGUGCAGCUGGUCUGAAAGCAGCUCGUGCAUGAGCAGCAAGCUUGGGCUAAGGGAGCGCUCCCUUAGCUUCGGCUAACAGCUGGGCUGCAAAGUGCUGACCUGCUGGGAUGGGGCCUGAUCCUGGCAGUUCUCACAUGCAGCCUAACCCUGGCUGGGCAUCACUAGCCUGGGUUAGGUUGCACGUGAGAACAGCCUCACGAUGGCAUUUGCUAUGUGAAUACCUGAGGUAUGAACAUAGACUAUGACUGCCCGUUCAAGAGCCAAACAAAAAAUUAUAACCUAAACUUGUCAGUUGAUUGUAAUAGGUGAGGAAUAAUUCCUGCUACAUAUAAAACCGAAUUCAAAUGGUGAAGUAGGUGGGCUUUUUUGAAACCCAGUUCAAACGAAUGAAGUAGAUUUUCCCCCACAACUGUGAAAUAAUUUCUAACCCAUGGAGUUCUCUUCUCCCAGUCCAGACCACCAGUGAAAGCAACCUAUAAAUACUCAGUUGUUGGCUAUGCUCAGAUAGCUGCUUGAGGCUGCAUUUUGAGCACAUUCCAUGAAUUGCAAAUAUAUAAGAAGUUCUACAUUAAAGCUUAGGGAAUGAGAGAUAGUGUAUGGCAAUUUAUUUUUGGAGACAUUUGACGGCUUGACAGAAUGCAUGUUUUUAGGUUGAUUGGGUGGACUCACAGUCCCCUUGAGUCUCUCAUUCCUGUAAUUUUUGUCUUAAACAUUCAGAUAGAAUGUUUGUCCUAUCUAGGGCCAUAACAUGUCCUCAGCAUGUUCUGGUCAGCCUGACAGGCACCCAUUUCUUCUUUUUCAUUUGCUAGUGGUCCUCCUACCACUGCUUGAGGCUUGGUGACUGUUGAACCACCAGACAUGACUCCCAUAUUGCCAUUCAAUGCCAUGCAUGCACACAUGCUAUAGCCUUUCAUGUGUCAACUGUAACUGUCCACAUGAGAUAAUCAAACAUUCUAUAUAUAUCUGUAUUAUGUAUGACCUUGAAAAAGUGCAGCAUCAGGAUAAAUUGUAGCUGAUACUGUGACUACUGACAAGAGCAGGGACUCAGGAAAGGUAAUGGUGGCAGUUCAAGGGGUAGGGUUGGCCUAAGUAACUCUAACAUACAGGAUCACUAUUCAGGCCUCUGCAACAUCUGAAUAUUUCCCAUUACAAGGUUAUGUUUCCACUUCUUAAAAAGUAGAGAUUAUCUGUUGCAAUUACGAUGUGAACAGGAAUCAUGAUUUGGCAAUUUUUGAGCCAGGCUUUAGUCAAGAUUCAUAUAGCUGAGAUUAGUCUAGUAGGUUAGGAAAUUUCCUUGUGGCUCUUGGAACUUAGGAGGAAUAAGUGUGCCACAUCACUUUGACCUGAAGAAACAAAUCCUUUUGUCUUCCAUCUGGAUAACACAUCAGGCAUUAUCACCUUCACAAAGGCAUUUUCUUGACUGCCUUUUGCUGUUCCAUAAUUUGACUUAUAGCACAGAAAGUUUUGCUACGCCAAGCAUUUCAUGAUCAUGAUUAAUCUAAGAGAUUUCCAAUGGUUAACCAAUAAAUGAGCAUUUUUUUCAGUCAGCCUUUUUGUACAUUCCUGUCAUUUUAGUUGGACAUAACCUGAAGUAUACUCAUUUCAUUGAAAGUGGUCUAGCCUGUGCUUUACAAUACAGCAAACACAUUGUUUUCACAUUCCAGAUACUAAAAAGGUGCUUAAAUGUUUUUAACUUGAAUUGAAAUAAGUUUGCUGUCAGGAAACUUGCAAGCAAUCAAAUGUUACACAAUUUCAGUGAAGUGCUACUUUAACUUCUUGAAGGAAUUUUCAAUAUUUACUACAGUUUUUCAAAGAGCCUUACUUUUGAAACCUAUGCAUCUUUCUCUGAAAUGUUAUUUAUAAUUAUUCAUACACUAGCUUUGUAUUUUUCAUUGCACUUCCAUAUUGUAUUAUGGUUGCAAAUUUAUGUGAAAAUGACCUCAAUAAAAUGUUUCAAGUGCUCA
Messenger RNA from Hemicordylus capensis (graceful crag lizard), 5326 nucleotides. RefSeq names its product lysyl oxidase (gene LOX). Gene Ontology annotation, molecular function: protein-lysine 6-oxidase activity; copper ion binding. Bases 258 to 1565 code for a protein of 435 amino acids. The transcript has 7 exons. Gene Ontology annotation, biological process: peptidyl-lysine oxidation. Lineage: Eukaryota; Metazoa; Chordata; Lepidosauria; Squamata; Cordylidae. The record is from RefSeq and is a predicted model, not a curated record.